GCUGUGGAGUCAUCACAACACAGCAAGGGCAGACAGGAGAAAGGACGCCCUGCACAGCAUUCCAAUCACGUACACAGCUAGCUAGAAAAAGGGGGAGGGAGAAAGAGACAGAGAGAGGGAGCGAGCGAGAGACAGAGAGAGGUGGAGGGGGGGAUCAGCAGCACACAGCAGCGUUAAAGAGAUAGCACGGUUUACAGAAAGAAAAAGAAAGAAAAAAACCCUCUUGUAGUCUAGCACUGUACUGCACAGUGCAAUGCAUGAGAAGUCUUAGUGGGACAGGCUGGAAAGAUGGCUGCCUGAAUGCAUGAAAGAGAGAGGGGGUGAGAGAGAGAGGGAGAGAGAGGGGAGGGAGAGUGAGAAAGGAAGGAAAAAAGAGAGAUCUAGACUCUGAUGGGGAUAGUAAAGCCUGCCAUCAUAAAGAAGAAGGAAGUACGGAUUAAUAGGUGGGACUCCAGGGCAGUAAUACAGCACGGGGCAGAGUCCCAGCACUGGCUAAAGAGACAGGUUCAGGGGUCAGUUCAGUGGAUGGCCCCAGAACUGGCCAAAUGGAAGGGGGGCCAAUCGAGCAUGAGGAGGAAAGCAGGCUGAGACUGGGGGAGCGUCCCGGCCUGGGGAAGGGAGCCUGCGGGAAGGACGAGGAACAAGAAGAGGGAGAGGGGCAGCAGCAUGGGGAUGAAGGAGAGGGAGGAGAGGGACAGUUCCCCGAAACAGAUAGAGAACUGGAGGGAAACCGGAUGGGGGGCUGCUCUGAAAAAACAACAACACACAACGACGUGGAUAUGGAGGACGCUAGGACCCUGGUAGCCUUUUCCGCCUCCGCUGUGUCCAUGCCAACGCCUUUCAACAGAGAGACGGGCACACCGGGGCCUGAGUUACUGCAGACCACGGUGCUGUACGAGCAAUUCAACAUGGAGAUGGCCGGCGACAGCAGCAGCCUGUCCGAGGCUGGCAGGGGUAAGGGGAGCGUCGGGGGCUCUGACGGCCAGGGGGAAGAGGACUUGAGCGUGCUGCAGAACGCCCUGAGUCUGGCCAGACACGGGAAAAAGCCGCCCAACUGCAACUGUGACGGCCCGGAGUGCCCCGACUAUCUGGAGUGGCUGGAGAAGAAAAUCAAAAUGGCCAUUGGGACUGAGCAGAAGUGUGGGACUGUCGAUCAGUGUGAUCGAAUGCCUUUGAAACCCGUCAACGGCGCUUUCCCUACCCCCCACCGAGCCCCGAGCCCCGCCGCGGAAACAGAAGCAGAGGGACGGGAAGAUCGUGCCGGAACGCCUUCGACGGCGGCUCAUUUUACCCCCUACUCCCAAAACGCCAUUUCCAUCGCCAAGGAGAGGAACGUCAGCUUGCAAACGGCAAUCGCUAUCGAGGCCCUCACCCAGCUGUCCUCCAUUCUUCCCCAGCCCUUUGUACCAGCUGGGGAGUCGGCAACAGCCAACCCCUCGCUGUAUCACCCCAAUCCUUUCCUGAGUCACCACCUACCCCAACUUCAGCAACACGACAGCGCUAGCCACUCGGAACCUUCCCCGCCUUCUUUGCAAACCUCUUGUGGUGGCUCCAAUGACCAGGGAGCACUUGUGGGAGGCACAGACUCCUCUUCAUCCUUAUCAUCAUCUCUAGCAUCUCCCGUCAGCGUGUCACCCUUUGAUCCUCCUAAUCACUCACACUGGGAAAACCAACAGGCCUUGCAGAUGCAACUGGAGAGCAGUAGGAACAGCGGCAGUUUUAACAGUUUUCAAUCUUCUUCCCAGGUGUUCCCAAGCCAGAUCGUUCCUCCGACUUCCCAUUUCCAAAGGCAGCAGAGGCAGGACCAGCAGGACCAGCCCAUUUGGGAGCCCUUGCCCAAUUCCGGCAGUCAACAACCAGCCAACCAGCCUUCCCAGAACCCAUCCCCAGCCACAUUCUCCAGACCCGGACACAGCCCAAACCCUGCUCUGCCGGAAAGCCCCAACUUUACCAAGCCGGGCCAAGCGGCCAAUCCCUGGAGGAUGUUGAACCGCACUCAGAGCUCCCCAUCCCCGUUCAGUGACCCCAUGACGGAGCUCCACCAGUUGCUGGGAGACACUAACAACAAAUACAUGCCAUCUGUGUUUAAAAUCCCCGAAGUGUUGCAGCAGCAUCCACAGCAUCUCAAAGACAAAGGGUUGUUGGCUGCCUCCAAGAUUAAAAAUGAGGUUGUGGAUCCUGCUUUCUCCUCCAGUGGGAGGAAUUGCAGUCUGGUCAAUGGUCAAGCCAUGAACCAUUUUCCUCACCAGCACUCUGAGGCUAUGAGCCUGCACUACAAGACCCAGGCCGCACUGCAACAGCACUUGCAUCACAAGAGGAACCUCUUCCAGGAACACAGCCCCAACCCCUCCGCCUUGCCGUCCAACUUCCGGGACCUUCAGCAGAGCUGGUUUGCUCAUGGCGGGCAUCUCGUCAAGCAGGAGGUCAAAGAGAAAAAGACCAAGAAGGUCGGCUCGUCUCCGUCCCAAAAGCUCCCCUUGGGCGCGAACCAGCAGUCCCCUCUGCCCAAACCCAAACAGAUCGUCAUCAAGAAGACCAAGCAAAAAGCCUCCCUCCCAACCUUCCUCCCCCAAGCGCAGAUCAACCUGGAUCUGCUCCGUCAGAAAGCCCAGGAGGAAAGCCGGCAAGCCGCCUUGGCAUUGGCAGCUAUGGCAGGGGCAGAAAGCCGCUACCUGACCCCCGACCAGCUUUCGGUCAACAGAUUCCCAGGGCAGCCUGCGCAGCACCCACUGAACACCUGGCUUGCACCACCCAAUACUCAGGAACUGAUCGCUCACAGUGCUGCAACGUCAACUACUUCCCCAGCCUACCAGGCUGCUCCAGGACAAGCAGACUUCCCUGGGAGCGGCCCUAUUUCGACCCCCACUAACCUCACUCCUGUACCAGCCUCCACUUCCUCCACCCUGCCUCCCGCCUCCAUGGAUUUUGUGGAGAACGUCGGGAGUCAAGUUGGUUCAGGGUCGGAUGAACAAUACAAGGCUUCGGAUCCCAGGGUGAGCUCCUCAGGCCAGGAACCCGAUACAGGUCAGCCCGGCAAGAGAGGUCCCCUUGCCCCAGCUCUCCAGGGCAUUCACACACUUGAGGACAAGUUCGAGGACCUCAUCCGGCAGUUUGAGGCUGAGUUCGGAGGGGACAGCGAUCAGCAAGAGCAAAAGCAAGAGCAGCAGCAUGAAUCUAACUCAGGACAUCCCAAACUGGAACUGACCUCCUCAACUCCUCAGCCUUCUGCAAACGGUGCUCUCCAAAACUCUUCUGUAGCGCCACCAGGAGCUGGUCAGGACGUCGAACGUCGAACCCCCAACGUCAUUUCCGAUUUUGACCCGUUGUCAUCAUCUCAGUCUCAGGGAGUAUCGGAAGCCCCAUGUCUGCCCCUCCAGUCUGCCUCCCCCUCCCGGGACUCUGUCCUGCAGCAGCAGCAGCACCGGGUGCUGGAGAACCCUUUCACGCUGCCCUUCUCCUCUCCCUGCUCCCCGAAGAAGAUCAAGAUUGAGUCUUCUGGUGCUAUCACGGUUUUGUCCACCGCUGCUUGCUUCAGCAUGGACAACGGGCUGGGAGAAGGAGAGACCCCCUCCAAGGGUGAGCCCCCCUUCACCCCCUCGAUCAAUGGCUUCCUGGAGUCCCCCCUACGCUAUCUGGACACUCCCACAAAGAGCCUCCUGGACACCCCCAUCAAGGGGACGCAGGCAGAGUUCCCCAGCUGUGACUGUGUCGGACCCUUCACCACCCCCCUCAAAGAACAAAUCAUAGAGAAGGACGAGGGGCCAUACUACACCCACCUGGGGUCCGGGCCGACCAUCGCAUCCAUUCGAGAGCUCAUGGAAGACAGGUUUGGAGAGAAGGGGGAGGCUGUCCGCAUUGAGAAGGUGCUCUACACUGGCAAGGAGGGCAAGAGCUCACAGGGCUGCCCCAUCGCUAAGUGGGUGAUCCGCAGGGCGAGUGAGACAGAGAAGCUGCUGUGUCUGGUGCGGCACCGGACGGGGCAUCACUGUGCCAACUCCUUCAUCGUCAUCCUCAUCCUGGCCUGGGAGGGGGUCCCGCGGGGGCUGGCGGACGCACUGUACCGAGAGCUCUCCGACACCCUCACCAAGAUGGGCAACCCCACGAGCCGGCGCUGCGGACUGAACGAUGAUCGCACCUGUGCCUGCCAAGGGAAGGAUCCUGACUCCUGCGGAGCCUCCUUCUCGUUCGGCUGCUCCUGGAGCAUGUACUUCAAUGGCUGCAAGUACGCCCGCAGCAAGACUCCACGCAAGUUCAGACUGCACGGGGACCACCCCAAAGAGGAGGAGAAUCUGAGAGACAAUUUCCAGGAACUGGCGACGCAACUGGCCCCCCUGUACAAGCAGCUAGCCCCCCAGGCCUACACAAACCAGGUCUCGACCGAGCAGUCAGCCCCGGACUGUCGGCUGGGUUUGAAGGAGGGACGCCCGUUUUCCGGAGUGACGGCCUGCAUGGAUUUCUGCGCUCACGCUCACAAGGACCAGCACAACCUCUACAACGGCUGCACGGUGGUGUGCACUCUCACGAAGGAAGACAACCGCUUCGUGGGUAAGAUUGCGGAGGAUGAGCAGCUCCACGUUCUGCCGCUCUACAAGGUCUCCCUCACGGACGAGUUCGGCAGCGAGGAGGGGCAGCAGCGCAAGAUGACGUCCGGAGCCAUCCAGGUCCUCUCCAACUUCCGGCGCGAGGUGCGCAAGCUCCCGGAGCCCGCCAAGUCGUGCCGGCAACGCAGGCUGGACGCCAAGAAAACCGCAUCGGAGAAGAAGAAGAACCAGAAGGAGAAGCAGGCGCUGGAGAUCCCCGAGAAGAUCAUCAAGAGUGAGGUCAAUGAGACGGGCAGGACGCAGAACCAGCAGCUCAACAAAGGCAUCCCCAAACAGGAGGUGAAACCCACCAUCAAAAUGGAGCACAAAGAUCGGUUUGAGGGCUUCAAUGGGAACUGCAACCCUGCCCUGGAUGGCUUCUCCGUCCUGGGAGGCUGCAGACCAGUGGACGCCUACUCCAUGAACAGCGGCUACCCCUCCUACCCUUCGUACUAUGCAAGGUCCAGCCUGCCUCCCUCAGCGCUUCCACCUCCAGGCCCUGCAGUGAUCAACGGCUUUCACCCCAAGUUCCCGCAGCCCUAUGGAUAUUACAACUACCCGCCGAACCACAUCUUCCCAUCUCAGUUCCUGGGCUAUGAGGGCAGGAUCGGGGCUUGCUGGCCCGCAGCUUGUGCAGGCGGCUACGAAAAAAAGCCGGACGUCCGCACCCUGCAGGCCAGCCUGAACCACGCCUAUCCCGAGUUCUCGGAGCCAGCUUACCCUCCCUCUGUGCGGUGUUCUCCCGAGUUCUCCGCUCCUCACCGGACUAGUCAGAUCCCAGGAGACACCAGGAGCGUUCCAGGCCCCCUGACGAGGGCCAUCAAGCAGGAGCCGGUGGAUCACACGCCGUAUCCCGACUGUGACGGCAUUCCCAGCCUUCCCAGCGCGGACGUGGGCGGAAUUCCAGGGUCCAGUCCGGCCCCGCAACACGAGCAGUGGCCGGGAUACAAAGUGAACGGGAAUCUGGCCAUGGAGAGGUCGUGGAAUAACAGCAGCGCUAAGUUCCAGGAGAGCACAAGGUUGUGGGAUUCCUCCUCUCUUAUACGAGCCAGCCCCAGGCUAGCGGAGGCGCAGAUGGGUGUGGAGAAACAGCAGCAGCAACAGUGGAACAAAAUGACCCACCGCAGCCUUGCCUCCCCUUCCCAGUCCCCCUCUCCAUCUCCCUCCCCCCACCACACGAACCCUGCAGGGGGGAAUCCUUACGGCUUCAAACCCAACGAGAACUCCAGCACCCCCUCCCCCAGCCUGCAAGGGAAACCUUGGAGCCAAGUGGGGUACAGUCACGGCAACAGUGACCCAGGGAACGGUGUCGGUAGCCAAAAGAGGCCGGCCUCCGGUGGCUACCCUGACAAGAUGUGGGAGAACCGGAGUCCGACUCCGGUGGGUCUCCAUGAGAAGGCCUGGAAGUCUUAUGGGGGCUCGGCCGCUGCUGGAGCUGCUCCCAAUUCAGGACACAGUUUAGCCACCACCCCAAUCCCCACUCCAGAGGGCAAGCUGUAUCCCAACCCCUUCCAGGCAAGCGGGGAAGAAGCCUCAGCCAGCAAGAUGUUCUGGGACCCGUACGAGAAAGAGGAGAGAGUGAAGGAGGAGGAGGAGGAGGAGGAGGAGGAGAGGAGGAGGGAGCCCGAAGAGGAGUGGUCCGACAGCGAGCACAACUUCCUGGACCCCAACAUCGGGGGCGUGGCGGUGGCCCCUGCACACGGCUCUGUCCUGAUCGAGUGCGCCCGGCGGGAGCUCCACGCCACCACCCCUCUCAAGAAGCCAGACCGCAGCCACCCAGCCCGCAUCUCCCUGGUCUUCUACCAGCACAAGAACCUCAAUCAGCCCUGCCACGGGACGGCCCUGUGGGAGGCCAAGAUGAAGGUGCUGGCAGAGCGUGCCAGGCAGAGGCAGGAGGAGGCAGCCCGGCUCGGGAUCCCCCAGGAGGACAUCAAGGCCUACGUGAAGAAGCGGAAGUGGGGAACUAGCAACGCCGCCAGCCCGGCCCCCGAAGCACUGGCAAGAGACAAGAAGGAUUUCCCACCUACGCGGCGCGGGACAAGCCUCAACACCAACUCUCAGAUCACGGUCUCCUCAUAUGCUUACACACAGGUCACGGGACCCUACAGCCGCUGGAUCUGAGAUUCCGCGCGGUGGACCUUAGCAUCGUUCUUUUUUGUGUGUGUGUGUGUGUGUGUUUUUUUUUUUACCUCAAAUUCAACAGCAGCUCCUUCUUGCGGGUCGCUCUAGCUGUUCCUGGUGCUUGCCUCUUCUCAGACAGAGGGGGAUUUAUACUUGUGUUGUUAUUUGUUCUUUUUUGUUUGGGAGCGAGAUUUUUGAUCCUCCUCUCUCUCAUCCUCAGACAACCGAGUGGUUUUUGGGGGGGGGCUGGAUACAGUGGAGUUUACAGGAAUUUUUAAUUUAUUUUUUAAAAGGGUGCGGAUUAUAAUAACGACAACAACCAAACAACGGACAACGUUUCCUGGAGUCAGUCUAUUUCUCUCUCUCUCUCUCUCUCUCUCUCUCUCUCUCUCUCUCUCUCUCUCUCUCACUCUCUCUCCGAGUUUUUAAAAACUUGCACAUAACCGGAAGAAGUAAACAUAGUAGUAAUACGCUUCUCCCACGAAAAGUUUUUAAAGUCGAUUUUCAUUUUUACUAUUUAUUGUAAUUUGUGUUCCUUUUAUUUUAUUUAAAAACAACAACAACAACAUUUAAAUUUAAGAGAGAAAGAAAGUAGAUUUGAAAACCCUGCUUCUUUCUCCAAACUCGAAGAGGAACAGGUUACAUCAUUUUCACAAAACAUGCAGGAAAUUUUGAAUCACCUGGGCGCCUUUUUCUACAACUACAAGCUCCACAAUUCCAGCACAUCUUAAUGUGAGUCCCACUGUCUUCAGGAAGCAGAUUAGCUGUGCAAAACUGGACAUCUACACUGAAACCUCUUUACAUUGUGAUCACUCACUGUGUUUAAGUAUGGUCUCACAAGUGGCAAAGCACAGAGUUUGUCAUGCAAAGUCCUUACACAUGUUGUACAAGUUACUGUGACAUAGCACAUCAUGUUGUACCUAAUGCAUCUGCUAAAAAUAUGCUGAUAUCGGUCUCUCUGGGUGAUUCAUAACCACCAGUGCCAUAAGAAAAUGUGUUAUUAUAAUUAUGAUUAAUAGUUAUCGUUAUAGGUUCAACCCUAGACAGCAGACAGCAGACAGAAACACGUACAGUGUUGAUUGAUGGGGGGGAUUCAGAAAGUCCUGGGAACACGAAGCUACCUUUUCAGGACCAGUGGCUUGAAACCUGCUUCCAGGAGACGAGGAGAACUAGUUUGAGGCAUCUUUGCUGUGUCACUCAAGCUUGGCUGAAAUGGUGCCACAAGUCUCCUCUGGUGUGCCAUGCAUUGUCCAUGAAACCUAGUUCCAAGCCACAAAGUGAAUUUGUAUUCCCAGAGAUUUAAGCACACGAAGCCUAUUUGUGGCUUGGAACUUGGUUUCUGGAAACUCGGUUUCAGUCCACUGCACAGCACACCAGUGGAGUCUUGGGGUUUGAUACGGCCACCUCAAAAUAGGGCUCCUAGAACCGGAUUUCAAGCCACUGUUCCUGAAGUGCUUGGUCCAUGAAAAACAUCGAGACAGACCAUACCCAUCCACAGCAGUCCUGUGCAAAUUACCAGUUACCGUGCCAACGCUGGCGCUUAAUUCGCGUUCUGCAGUAGUUUGUUCACAUGCUCGGUUGGUUAUGAGUCACCCUGUAUGUGUGCUUUGACUACACUUGAAUUCUCACAGGUUUGUGUUUACAUAUGCAUAGGGAUUGAGGGUAACCCCAGAGGGACUGUCCAGCACAUUUUUUUUUAUUUGUAUGGCUCUUACGCACGUGCAGAAAUACUACGUUCCUGGUGCUCUUAUAUGACAUAGCGGGACAUUUUGUGCUUGCUGUAGACCGUUCUCUACUCGAAACUGCCAAGGACAAGCGACAAACAAUCCAGGUUGGAAUGGCUAACUGUGUCACCGUGGUGCGAGCUGGCAUGGUGCUGGGUACAGACACGACACUGCAGUGUUGGUUUGUACUCCAAGAUACCCCGAGAUCUCUUGGGUUAUAUGGCAACGUAGCGUCGCUGGUGAUAGGGUCAGUCAUCAAAAAGGUCUCCCCCAUUUCUGUAAUUUGAGGCACAAGGAUACCCCUGAAAACUUUUAAAAUGUUUUGUUUGUUUUUUUUUGUUUUUUUUAAGUAUUUCUGAUAAAGAUAAAAAUUAUAAUCCGAUUCUGAGUUAAUUAUGUAUAUUUUGUCGCGCAAGACAAGUUCCCCUUGAUUUUUUUAAAGGAUUUUAAAGGAUUUAUGACUCCUUAUUUUUAUUGGAUUGGUAGUUUUUUUUUUUUUAUGAUUGAAUUUUUAUUGGAUUGGUAGUUUAUUAAGACAUGAGAAAAAUUAGAUGAUCAGAGAAUUUUUUUUAAUGUACAAAUUUGACAAAAUUCCAACCUGCUUAUUGCUUGUCUUGAUAGAAUUAUACAUAAAGGGUUUUAAAAUGUCAUACUUUAGACAACUAAGUCCUAUAAAGGAAAUAUCAAAGAUCUUUGGAUCUCAUAAUUACAGAAAUGCUAUUCUGCAUUAAGUGUUUAGAACAACAAAAAAAAAUAUUUAAGAUAAAACAUUGUUUUUAAUACAUUUUAGAUACAACUGUGUUUAAGAUCAGAAACGAAAAAUGUUACACAUUUUUGACAUAAUCCAAGUGUCUGUUAAAUUAGAUGCGCGCGGCAGUCAAGUAGAGAACGACAGCGCGCACAGCAAAUGCAAAACCGCAACUCAUGUUAACGCAGGCAAGAUCUACAUACUGGUGCUAUUCACGUUUACUAUAAUGAUUGACUACGGUGCUCCCUUACAGCCCUCAGUCCUUGAACGCUGAAGAAGAUCCUGGAGCGCACGGGUAUACCCGAGCUCUGUGGCGUGUUUCCAAUGCAGAUUGCAUACCGGACUCACCAGCGUAUAAGCUGAACACACGAAUCAAACCAGGGUUAAACCUAGACUCCUGUUUUAUUAAUGAUCUGAUCAUCUGACUUGUAAUCAGUGCACUUCACAAAGGUUGAAUACAUUUGUUUCCUGAGAUGUAAUCCAGUGUAUCUGGGAUUGCACUUUGACUGCGAUGUUAACACCGGGGUUAUUAAUACAGUUUUUAGCACUUACAGAUUACAGGUUAUUACACCCCUGUCAGGGCAAACUGAGUUCUUAAUUUGCAGAUUUAAAAAAAAAGGAAAAACCCGCUUUGAAACUUGACAUCAUGGACUCUGGCGAUAACCCUGGUUUAACAAAACAACAUUGUAAUUUGAACUGUGAAAACUGAAUAAUGAAAAAAGGCCAAGAGAUUAUUAUUCUAAUUGUAUUUUUUUGUUUUUGUUUUUGUUAUGGAAAGAUAUAUAGAUCUCAGAUUCAUUUAGCCUUUUUUUUUAGCUGAAGGGGAAAUUGCAGUGAAGGCUGCUUCGUUUAUUAGAAUAUAUAUUGUUGGUUGCUUUUAAGAAAGCUUUUUCACUGUAUACAUUUUUAUAAAAUGCGAAGUAACGUUUGAUACAAGCAAAAUGUGUUAAUGUACAAUUUCCUUUUCAGCUAAAAGGAAACUGAAUUGAGACCUAUGACCAAAUUACUUUUUCUCAAUUCCAAUUUUUAAUUAACACACCAUUCAUUUGGUUUAAACAGGGGAAUGAAAAAGGGGGGGGGGGGGGGGGGGGGGGGUCAUUUUUCAGACAAUUCCAUGAUUCCUACAAUAAGGAUCCAGAAAAAAAAGAAUAAUGAAUAUUAUUAUUGUUGUUAUUAUUAAAAUAUUUUAGUUUUUUUUUAAUGAAUUACAGAAUUCAACUUGUAUGCCAGGGUGUGUUAUAGACGACCUGUAUACGGUAGUGCAGCUGGGCAGCGGUCUUUGCAUUUUACAAUACUGUGAAAUGUGCAAAGGCGUUCUCAUUAAUGAUUUAAGACAGCUUUGCAACUUCCAUCUGUUGUGCCUGAACUGAGAAACGAUUUCCGAUGUAGGGCUCCAAAUAUCUCACCCUCUUCGAGAGACGUAGACACGGUCACAAUCUGCAUUUGUAUUUCAUUCAGAAGCUCAGCCUGCGUUUUAUUUCUGAGCUGCGCUCAUUUACUUGGCAGCAAACAGAAUUGGUGCUCAAUUCAAACUCUCCAGCAUUCACGUGCAUUUCCAAUGGUGCAAAACUUCAGACAAACUCGGAACAGAACCUACUCACUAAGUGUUGCGUGUCUUUUUACAAACAGACGUCGUUUUUCUGCAUUUGAUCCCUCGAGAAACAGAGUCUGAAGGUUAACUAGCUUCAGAUAUCAUUUCUGUAGCUUUUUUUUUUUUUUUUUUUUUUUUUUAAGAUUGCGAUUUCACUGUUUUGUGACGUUGGCUAUCAUGCUGUCAUUGUGUGUGGCAGCACACUGUGGUUCUGCAAUGUUGAGUUGCCGUUGUUCUCUGCCUUUACCUGUAUCUUGAACUUGCUUUUAGCUUAUCUAGAGAAUCCUAACUGCCUGCACUAAACAGCCUGCCUCAUUCCAUUCAAACUGUGUGAUACAUAUACUAGGUGAUGCAUAUACUAGGUGGGACUGGCAGUUGAAAGGUCAUAUUCUCACUUGAUUUGAAUAAAAUGAGACAGGCUGUUCAAUCCCAGCACUUAGGAUUCUGCAGACAAGCUCAAAACAGCUCAAGACCAGGUAAAGGCAGAUUUAAAAUAACAACUCAAUAUAUUGGAGCAGCAGAGGCCAGAACCGCUGAGAAUAAUUAGAAACACCUUGAACUAAUAAAAAGGAAGCUGAGAUGAGUUUUGAAGCUACUCAGUCUUUCGUAACUGGGUCCCAGUGUGUUUGGAAUACACACAAUGUAUGUUUUGAUUUAGGGAGGGGCUGUGUGGUUGGUGAUCUCUUUAACCCAGAGCAGUGUCUCUGUUCUUGGGAAGCAUGGUGUUUUAUUUCCAGGUGUGUGAAUGAGACAGGUGUUUCUGUGUACUGUAGAUCUGUCUGCUAAGGAUAGCAUGGUGCUCUCCUGUGCUUUAACGGCGCACAACUGAGAAUCAAUCCAGUUUACUGUAACCUUUGCGUUUUAUUUUCUUAUGUUACAAACACGCGUUUUGGGUUUUUUUUUUUAAAUCAACCAUGCCCGGAAAACGCAAAUAUUAUUAGAAUUAUUUUAUAAUUUCUUUUUCUUUUUUUUUAAAAUUGUAAAUACUGAAAAAAGCAGAAUUUUUAUAAAAGCACUUUUAAACUUG
Messenger RNA from Polyodon spathula (Mississippi paddlefish), 11791 nucleotides. RefSeq names its product tet methylcytosine dioxygenase 3 (gene tet3). The record is from RefSeq and is a predicted model, not a curated record. Gene Ontology annotation, molecular function: DNA 5-methylcytosine dioxygenase activity. Gene Ontology annotation, cellular component: nucleus. NCBI's taxonomy places the organism in Eukaryota, Metazoa, Chordata, Actinopteri, Acipenseriformes, Polyodontidae. Bases 546 to 6701 code for a protein of 2051 amino acids. Gene Ontology annotation, biological process: oxidative demethylation; positive regulation of transcription by RNA polymerase II. The transcript is spliced from 12 exons.